Messenger RNA from Colletotrichum orchidophilum, 1305 nucleotides. RefSeq lists its product as uncharacterized. The transcript is spliced from 3 exons. The record is from RefSeq and is a predicted model, not a curated record. The coding region runs from base 1 to 1305 and encodes 434 amino acids. Gene Ontology annotation, biological process: sphingolipid biosynthetic process; inositol phosphoceramide metabolic process. Gene Ontology annotation, cellular component: inositol phosphoceramide synthase complex. Gene Ontology annotation, molecular function: inositol phosphoceramide synthase activity. NCBI's taxonomy places the organism in Eukaryota, Fungi, Ascomycota, Sordariomycetes, Glomerellales, Glomerellaceae.
AUGGGUAUCGGUGCUGUGGCAGAACCCUUGGUGGUUAUCACCCUCCUGUUUGGAGGAACAUGGUUCAACCGCAACAUUGGCGAUAACAACGCCUACGAUCACCUGGGAUGGAAGGGCGCCGGCCUCGACGAUGCCGAGCACAAGCGAUCUGAUGAGCGCCGUUCCGGCAACUCGACCCCGGACUCUGAAGAGUCUUCUCUCACCCUCGGCCCCUGGAACUCUUCAUCAACGUUGACACCGCAAGAAGAACCCCCGCGACGCUCUCGCAGGAUCAAGUUCUUUGGGUAUCAGCGCAUUGUCACGACACCAAACACCAGAGUGUACAAGGAUCGAUUGCUCAGCCGAGUCCUCCGCAAGUUUCCCUUUUUGGUCGAAGCUUGGUACUGGGCUCUGAUUUACUGGGUAUACCAAGUCGGCCGCGCUUUCACCGCGCUCACUCUCAACGAGGGAACCGUUGACGUGGCACGCAAGCAUGCACUCCAACUCAUCCACCUGGAGCAGCGCCUCCACGUCUUCAUCGAGGUGCCGGUCCAGCAGUACUUCCUGCAGAUGCCCACAGUGAUGCACUGGAUCAACCGUAUCUACUCCUUCAUCCACAUCCCCGGCACCAUCUUGUUCCUGGUCAUCCUCUACUACAUCACCACCACCCGCAAGCGCCGCGCGGUCUCCGCGAAGCUCGGCGGCAACGAGAACAUUCGAUGGAACUCUGCCGGCCCCGCCCUGUACGAGGCUCGCCGCCGCACCAUGGCCACCUGCAACCUGCUGGCCUUUGUCGUCUUCACUCUCUGGCCCUGCAUGCCCCCCCGCCUGCUGAGUGACCCCAACUACAAGGGCCCCGACGCCGGCGAGUCCAAGAGCUUUGGCUUCGUGGACACGGUGCACAGCUCCACCGGUGAGAGUAGUGUUUGGACGACAAACAAGUUCUGCAACCAGUAUGCUGCUAUGCCUUCCCUGCACUUUGGCUACUCUCUGCUUAUCGGUCUCACCGUCGCGACACUACCCCUCCCCUCGAUCCGCUCGCGUCCCUGGAAGCGAUUUGCCAUUGUCGCCAUCGGCAUGGCCUACCCGGCUCUGAUCCUCACCGCCAUUGUUGCGACUGCUAACCACUUUGUCCUGGACGCUGUCGCCGGCGCCAUCGUCUGCGGCCUCGCCUGGAACUGCAACGGCGUCCUCCUGAACCUGCUCGUCGUCGAGGACUACUUCCUCCGCCUCCUCCGCAUUCACAAGCCCGUGAACUGGACCGAUCCCGAAGCCACCGUCGAUGCUAAUGAGUGGAAGCCCAGCACAGUUCUUGAAGAGAUCUAA